Mercenaria mercenaria is the source of this 5202-nucleotide messenger RNA. RefSeq names its product thymidine phosphorylase-like. Gene Ontology annotation, biological process: pyrimidine nucleobase metabolic process; pyrimidine nucleoside metabolic process. The record is from RefSeq and is a predicted model, not a curated record. Gene Ontology annotation, cellular component: cytosol. The transcript has 8 exons. Gene Ontology annotation, molecular function: pyrimidine-nucleoside phosphorylase activity; 1,4-alpha-oligoglucan phosphorylase activity. NCBI's taxonomy places the organism in Eukaryota, Metazoa, Mollusca, Bivalvia, Venerida, Veneridae. The coding region runs from base 239 to 1624 and encodes 461 amino acids.
AUGGCCGUCAUAUUUUUCCUAUAAAAAGUGACAGCAUAUAACUGGCCAAACUUAAUAUGUAUCAGCAUUUCAAGUCAUGAUUUAGCAUAAUAUAGUAUCUUUAAAAACUGGAUAAUUUACGCAUGUAGAAUUCGUCGUUAAUUACUUUGUACUAUUAAAUGAUAUGAAAACGGAUGUUUUGAAAUAGACAGUUGGAAGAAAAGUCACUUUAGUACAAUAUUAAAGAAGUUUAUGAAAAAUGAGUCAGAAUUAUCAACGGCAGGAUAGCUGUGGGAACAAUAAUGUGUCGAUUUCGGAUUUAAUCGGCAAAAAACGUGACGGUCUUUCGUUACGAGAAGAGGAAAUUGAAUAUUUUGUCCGAGGUGUGGUCGAGGGAACAAUACAGGAGGCUCAAAUAGGUGCUAUGCUUAUGGCAAUGUUCAUCCGAAGUCUUGACAACGAGGAAACCACUAACCUUACUAGAGCUAUGACACAUUCUGGGGAUGUUCUCAGGUGGCCUGAUGAGUGGAAGGGUUCUGUUGUUGACAAACACAGCACAGGUGGUGUUGGUGAUAAAGUGAGCUUAGUGCUUGCACCUGCCUUGGCGGCGUGUGGUGUUAAGGUACCAAUGGUAUCGGGAAGAGGCCUUGGCCACACUGGUGGCACUCUAGACAAACUUGAGUCGAUCCCUGGUUUUAAUGUAUCAUUAUCGCAUGAAGCUAUGUUGCAAGUAAUGAAGAACGUAGGAUGUUGUAUCGUAGGUCAAACCAGCAACCUUGUUCCAGCAGACAAAAUUCUCUACGCGACUCGUGACGUCACCUCCACAACAGAAAACAUCGGCCUUAUCACAUCAUCAAUCAUCUCAAAGAAAGUUGCUGAAUCUCUAGAUGCUUUAGUUCUUGAUGUAAAAAUUGGGAAAGGCGCAUUCCUAAAAGAUGAACAAAGCGCUCGAGAACUUGCCACUAGAAUGGUGAAAGCAGGAAAUGGAUCGGGUGUAAAAACUGUGGCUUUGCUAACAGACAUGGACUCGCCACUUGGCCACAUGGUCGGUAAUGCUUUAGAAGUAGCCGAAUCUAUACAUUGUCUCCAUGGAGACGGACCACAAGAUUUGACAGAUCUGGUGAUACGUUUAGGUGGCCAAUUACUGUUUAAAGCCGGUCACGCAUCGGGCCUACAAGAAGCUUAUAAUAUUAUUAACGGAACACUACAUAAUGGUACAGCCAUUGCAAAAUUUGCCGCCAUGAUGAAGGCACAAGGUGUGAAAGCAGAUCUGGCAGACAGAUUAUGUGAAAAGGGGGUUGACGUUUUUGAAAUAUUGCCAAGGGCAAAACAUUCAACACAAAUCAAAUCUGAAAUGUCAGGUUAUGUCCAUGAUAUUGACGCCAUGAAGUGUGCAGUGGUAACAGGAAAAUUAGGCGCCGGAAGAACAAAGGCUGGCGAGGCUAUAAGUUUUGGUGUUGGUUUACAUCUGUCCACACAUGUUGGAAAACACGUUGAAAAGGACACCACAUGGAUGACAGUAUACCAUAAUGAAGAGAAGUUACCAGAUAUGUUCGUCUCCAUGCUUGAAGAUGCGCUCAAUGUCAGACCAGAACCAGUUAAAACCGCCCAUAAAGGAACAAGGGUUGUUGAUGUGAUCACGUGAUAAACAUACUGCGCUGAUCCUUUCAUUUGCAGCUGAACCUUUGUGUGUUUCAUUGCUUAUGCAGAAGUUGCUUUGAUUUUUUUCAAUUGGGAAUCUCAAAAGAGUCGUUUCAAUCGCUCCGGUUUUGUGUACGUCUAACCAUGUACAAAAAGUCAGUAGUUGCAUGGCUUUUAAACUGCGUUUCAAAAGUUUGUAUAUGUAUAGGUGCGUUUCAAACAUUUUAUACGUCUGCAAUUAUCAUAAGAGAUGAGAUUUUGCCACCAUCCUAAUGGAUUUCAAUGAAAAUAUACCAAAAUUGAAAUUCCAGUGGUUGAAACAAUGAAUUAACGUCUAAAGAGACUCAUACAAUAUAAAAUAUUUUCGUUAAUUUUAGUAAAACACUGUACAAAGUACAGAUAGUUAUCACAGUAAUUUUAUAUAUAACUUAAAACGUUUCUUUGCAAACUUGUGUUUCAUAUGACAUAGAUAAACGCCUAUAGACUUUACAGAAAACAUGCAUCAAUACCUAGUCCUCUUGUCUGGUAUCAUAGGUACUGAAGUAUCAUAUGGUAUUUUCACAAAAAAAAUUGCUGCAUUUUUAAUCGACUGUGGUCAGAUGUUUUCAAAAGAUCUAAGAUGUUGUUACAUUUAUAAUGCACCAUACAUAGUUGGGGUUUUCAUAACACCUUUUCAAACAUAUUGUAAAUUCAAUGUUUUCAGAAAACAACGAAGAAGUUAUAACAAAGCUCCAAAUGAUUUUUAUUCUUUAUGUGCCUACACAUUUACAGGUUUUAUUAGUAUUAUGACGAUUGCCCCCAAAAAGGAAAACAUCGGUCACAGAAGAUGAAAAAAUACUUUUAAUCAGAUGUUCUGUUAGUGUCAGUGCGUAUAUGUUUCACGUAAUAUAUGAGAUGGCAAAGUUGCAUAGGUACACAGUUAUUGAAACGCACCUUUAUAGAAUUUUAUUUAUUGAACAACACAUUUGAACUAUGUAUACAUUAUGCUUUUAUAUACCGGUAAUUGUGUUCUUGUUUCGUGGUUCAUUUUUAUACGUACGUUUGAAAAACUGGACGUGCUAUGGGGACGCCCCUGGCGGGCGGCGUCCACAGACUUUGUCCGGAGCAUAUCUUCUUCAUGCAUGGAGGGAUUUUGAUGUAACUUCGCACAAUCUUUCACCAUCAUGAGACGGAAUGUCAUGCGCAAGAACCAGGUCCCUAGAUCUAAGGUCAAGGUCACACUUAGAGGUCAAACGAUACAAGAAUGAAAACUUUGUCCGGAGCAUUUUUUCUUCAUGCAUGGAGGGAUUUUGAUGUAACAUGGCACAAAUGUUCAACACCAUAAGGUGGAGUGUCACGCGCAAGAACCAGGUCCCUAGGUCUAAAGUCAAGGUCACACUUAGAGGCCAAAGGUCAGAUACAAGAAUGACUUUGUCCGGAGCAUUUCUUCUUCAUGCAUGGAGGGAUUUUGAUGUAACUUGGCACAUUGUACCAUCAUGAGACGGAGUGGUUGUAGGAAAAAAAUCGAGACCACUUUUCUAUAGUACAACAUGUUACAUCCAAUUUCGAGGUGUAUUUUGACCUAUCUCUACCUGGUAAGGAUUUUUGUGUGGACUUUUUUUAAGAUUAACUUCCAUUAGUUGUAACUAUAAAUAACUUAUAUUGUAACUUUUUUAUAACUGACCGUAGGGAAAAACUAAGACCACUUUUUUGUGGUACAACAUAUAUGUUACUUUCAAAUUUUAGGUGUAUUUUAAGGUAUCUCUACCUGGUAAGGAGUUGUUUUUUGUUGUUUUUUUGCGGACUAAGAAAAACAAAAGAAUUACAAUAAUUAUUACACAACCACAAAAUUAAAAUUCCAUUUGAAAUACAGGUGCUAGUGUAAAGAAAUUUGCUAUGACGGGCGUAUAUUGUGACAUUCUGGUACUAUUGUUUAAAGAUAGAAUUAUAGAAUAUUUUCUAUUAAUAUGAAAAUUGCAACGAGAUACAUUUUAUCAUCAUAUGAACUAGAAAAUAAAUUAAUACUGUGAUUUCUGAUUAGCAUUGCUUUAUGAAUAAAAUGUAUUAUACUAAUUUACAAGAGAUUCCUGUAAAAUGUUGUUAAGUUUAAUAUUUAUGUAUAUAUUGUUAUUGUUUGUUUAUCUUAUUCUUUCAGAUUGAUUUUUCUUAUGGCAGCUUUAGUGACCUAUAUUUAAUUGUACAAAUUUAGGUAUUUGAUUUGUAAAUACAAUGAUUGUUCAAAAUAAUGUAUACAUGCAAAUAACAUAUAAUGGACUCGUGAAGAUAAUGAAAAUGCAUUUGUUAUUCCAUAAUGUUGGUGUGCCUUAUAUUUUUAUCUAGGAACAAAAACAUUACAGAUGAAUCCAAAAAUGAAAUUAUCAAAAUAGGAAUUAAAUAAAGGUGCCUAGUAAGAAGAAAAAGUGAGGCUCAGGCAAUGAUACGAAACAAGAGUAUUUAUAACCCUUACAGCCAUUCAUCUGUGAUGAGAGGCAAUAUAUAUCUUUCUAGCAAUGCAUAGUACACAGACCAACGAUAAUAGUAUAAUAACUAAACUGACUUUUCUUUCUAAAGAUAAACACUUGCCAAUUUCGACAAUUUUCAAGUUGCUAAUAAAAUAACUGUUUUCACUUGCUGUGAUUUCCGUUCUUAAUGAAGUGUUCUGUUGAAAUUGUUUUGAGGCUGUAAUAUGGGCUUCCUUAUUGCGUAAGCAAUUGCUUGAUUAGGUCAAAUGUAUCAUUUGUCAAACUUUAACAUAUCUACAGGAAUUUUCAUACAAACUGUUUGCCAUGUCUUUACAUUUUAUGUCAUGUUUUAUAUAGUUGUACAGUGUAAAUAGAAACAACGUCAUGAUAAAAGACAAUUGAGAUUUUUUUUCAUACGUUGCCACGUGUAAAUCUUUAAAAUCCGGUGUUUACGAAUGAAAGAUAUAUUGAUCUUAUAUCUAGAACAGACAUAUUUUCUUUUUAUUUUGUCUUUUCAAGAUUCUAUCCACAUUUUGCCCAUCUUGCCCACGCACUGUGAAAUUUGACUGUUUUAUUUUCAUAAUUCACCACGAAACACGUAAUAUAUUAUUGUUUUGGGCAAAUAUUACCAGACAAAAAUAAAUAAAUUAGGAACAUCUUCAUAAGUCAAUUCAAAGACUGUUUGCUACUUAUUUUGGGACUGGUCUCCUUUAUAGCAUGGAAUACCGGAGAUGAGAUUUUUCAAUUCAUUCGUGAGUAACACGAUUUUAGCUUUUGUCAUGGCGUUGCUCAUUUUGCUAUUAAAUUUCAAAAUGCAUGUCGUUCACGAGUUAUAUCGUGUAGACUUGCAAAUAUUCCAUUCUAAAGACUGAGUGAUAAAUAUCUUAGUGAUACAAUGUUGCAUAUUGAAUAUGCAAAAUAAAAAUAUCGAUUAAUCAAUCUGAUAUUGUUCCUUCGAAUAAAACUUAUUUUUGUAAUGGAAUAACAAGGAACAGAUUAUUUUAAAAACUUGAUAUAUGUGUAUAUGUUUGUCAAAAUUAUUUGUAUAAUGCUAGACUUCAAAAGGAAGACAAUGUCUCUUUUUAUGGUCUGCAAAGUUGUUUUCAAUAAAAUAAAUUGUAUUAAAAUAUAUAUUUGAAAA